AUUCCUCUCUCCCUCCCUCCUUCUUUUUCCACCCCUCCCGCCUUCAGUGCAAACCCAAGACGCAGGAUCCUGCCGAAGGAAAGCGCUCCUUGAAAUCAUCACCGCAGACCCCGCUGCGAAAGUGCAGAGGAGGAGAGAGAAAAAGCCUCGGCAGCCAACCUCCUGCAGCUGAGGGCUGUGCAAGCAGGGCAAUGGCUCCAGGCUCUCAGAGCUUCUCUCUCACCUUUCUCCAGGGCGUGGGAUCUGUCUUCUUCAUACUUCAGAUCAUCUCUGUUAAGGCUGAUGGGAAAGUGUUUGCACUCGAGUCCAAGAACAACUCUCAGGGUCUGGAUUUAGCCGAAGCUGAGAAAGCUUGUGUUGACCUGAGUGCUCGCUUAGCAACUGCAGAAGAACUGAAAAGGGCUGUUCUGGACUGUUCUUUUGUUGGCUGCACCACAGGAUGGCUCGCCAGCGGCUCUGCUGGGACAAUUAUAUGCAGAAAGACGGGCAGCAAACAGCAGAGCGUGAAAGCCAUUGAUGUUAAAAUUGAAACCGAUCCCUUUGUGAAUGACCAAUAUGAUGCUUUUUGUGUAAAGGAUGAAGACAAGCCCUGUGGGGACCCGCCGUCCUUCCCCCACACCAUCCUGCACGGCCACACUGGCUUUGAGAUGGGGGACGAGCUGCUGUACGUCUGUGCCCAGGGGUACGUCAUGGGCAACAAGGAGACGGCGUUCACGCUGCUCUGCGACAGCUGCGGCGAGUGGUACGGGCACGUCCAGGCCUGUGUCAAAGAUGAAACUGAGGCACACAUUGACUAUGAAGAUAACUUUCCCGAUGACAGAUCAAUACCUAUUGCUGAGAAUGACCAUGGCAAUGGCAAAGAGGAAAUUGAGCAGGAGCAAAUACAGCUUUCCUUCAGUAAAAGUUCAGAGGAAGGAAGAACUGUAAGUACCAAAGGGGUUACUCAGCACACAGACAUUUCUGAAAAAGGAAGCAGGGCACCAACUGAAUCCCCUGUGUCACUCCUAAGCCAAAAAAACUUGUUUUGGUUUUCAUCAGAAAGUUUCAGUGAGCCUGAAUCAGAGAAAGAGACAGAUGAUUCCACUAAAGCACAGUUUUCUGAAGGUGAUAACCACAUUGGAGGGAAGACAGCCUAUGGUGUACCUGGUGCCAAAAUAUUUUAUGACAGUGAGGAUUUCCCCAUUGGACCCAUUCUCACAACUAAUGAUACAAAGACGGCGAUGGAUGCAGUUGCCAUCACUGACGAGUCGUGGUUAGACGGAUAUCCAGUAACACAAGAAGUGGUAGAGGAUGAUGAAGAGGGUGAUAAAGUUGAUGGUUCAAUGGGAACAGAAGAUGACAUCAUCCUCACAACUGAUCAACCAAAUCACGUGGAAGUAAGAAAAUCAGGAAAUGGCAGCCCAGCUCUGGAAGAGAGCCUAACACAGAUUGUGGCAGCAACAACAGGGGUGGACGAUGAAGGGGCUAAAGAGACACCAGCACCACUUACAUCAGUGAGUGGUCUGGAGAACUUUAGUGUGAGCAGGGGUUAUGAUGAUGCCGUGUGGGAACACCCAGCUACAUCUCUGGAAACUGUGACUCAGGAGCCCACUACAACGAUGCUGUUUGACAUAACCAGCUCAAAAACAUCCAUGUCAGAAACCUCUGUGACCGUCAGCCCCUACACUCCAUACAUAGAACCAAGAGACACAACCACCUACACAGAACAAGUAGCAACCACUGCACCAGACAUCAUUACUGACACAGUGUCCCAGGAUUUAGCAGAGCAAGAAAGUCUCACUCAGGGCCUUGGAGAAAAGCCCAUCCCCACUUCUGAGCCAUGUGAAGGAGAGGAUUGUCCCAAGUCCAGUAAAGGUGCUAUCAUAGCAAUAAUAGUGAUUCUUCUCUGCUUGUUACUGGUUGCAGCUGUUCUGGCAGUGUGGUUUUUCAAAAAACGGCAGCAGAAAAAUUCUGUCUAUAAACUAAAUGGAAGGUGUCAGCCCAGACAUCACUGUUACCACCACUACCACCACCAGCACAUUGAAAUGCAGAAAGUCUAACCAGGGCCCUUUUGGCAGAGAUCGGAAGACAAAACAUUGAUGCUAGAAGACACAUGACUCAUGGAUGCUAAAAUCCAGCAGUGCAGAAAGCAGAAGAAAAAAAGAAUGCUAGAAGAACAUAGAAGACAGAAGAGAUUUCAUCCUUUUGAAAUUGCAGUCUAGCAUAUUCGACUUUUCAGAGCUAAAGAAUCUGUACAUUUUUAUCACAAGGGUCUUUCAGAGACAUCAGCAGGACACAGUGUGCUCAGUAGUACAUCUUCAAUUUGUUCCGCUUUUACAUUCUGCUCCUAUUAAUAAUAAAUUAAUUGAUUAAUUUCUGUGUUACCUGCUUAUAAUGUAAUGGUAGGGCUGGUCAGGCCUCUUUGGUCUGUUCUCAGUAAAAGAGGAAAAGAAAGAGGGAAGAAUGGAAGAAAGAUGAUUUUGGAGCAACCACACGCUUGGUGUUUGCUCCUUUUUUAGCACCUGCCCAAGCUGGUCAGAAUAAACCACCAUAACAAGUUGUUACCUGAUUUGUCUCAAAAAGAAAAACUAUUUGCUACCACACUUUAAUGGAUAGUAUCGCAAUGAUUACUAAGGUAAUUUUCUUCAAUGUUGUGAAUUUAACAAGCCACAAAUGUUGGAUCAUUAUGCUACUGUUCUGGAAGGUGUUCUUUUAGCCUUAGUGAAGAAAUGCCAUUCUUAUAACUAAUCUUCCUGUAGAAAUGAUGAUGUUUCCCCAGAAUUCAGAGAAUAUGGUAAGUGCCAUUCUUCCUUGAGUAGGAGCAGGAGAGGAGUCAGAGCACCUUUGGAUCCAGGUGUUAUGAUGAAUAGCCUCUCAUUACAGAGCCAAACGCUGGUAAAGCACUUUCCAGGGGAAACCUGUAUAAAGUUGGCUGCUUUCUGAACACAAUGUUGACUGACCAAGAUACUGAACUUAUAUUCACAGCCAGCAGUACCUCUGGCAACUGAAGCCAUGUGUAAUACUUUGCCAUGUGUAAUACUUCUGCCAUGUGAACUCUGUGGAAGGACUGAUUUUUCACCAUUCUGCUCCUGCAUAGGCUGGAGGGGUGGACAUUGGCUCUGGGAGAUGGGCAGCCCCUUUGCAUGCUGCUUAUUGUGGUUUUAAAGAUAAAGCAGAUCUGGGAAGGAAAUAAAUUGCACCUAGUUGAUAAAAUGCACUCAGUUUCUAGACUGGCUGUUGGUGUAAAAGCACGGAUGCUUUUC
Cyanistes caeruleus (blue tit) is the source of this 3242-nucleotide messenger RNA. RefSeq names its product sushi domain containing 5 (gene SUSD5). The record is from RefSeq and is a predicted model, not a curated record. Gene Ontology annotation, molecular function: hyaluronic acid binding. Lineage: Eukaryota; Metazoa; Chordata; Aves; Passeriformes; Paridae. Gene Ontology annotation, biological process: Notch signaling pathway; cell adhesion.